CGGACGGGUGGCCCUGGGGGCCCGGGGGCGGGGAGGCGGGAGGCGGGCGCCGCCCCGGCUGACAAAAGUCCCUUCAGUUCAGUCAGCAGCAGGGGAAGUCCCGCAGCCUGGCGAGACCGCCUUCCCGUGCCUGCCGAGCUUGCCGCUCGCCCCGGCGUCUCCGGGCGGCCCGAUGCCCCGAUGCCCCGCGGGGGCCAUGGACGAGGGGCCCGUGGACCUGCGCACCCGGCCCAAGGGCGCCCUGGGCGCCGCGCUGCCACUCCGCAAACGCCCGCUGCGCCCAGCGUCCCCGGAGCCUGCAGCCCCGCGCGCCCCCGCAGGACCCCUGGACCCCCUGCGCAGCAGCUGCGACGUCCCAGCUGUCCCUGGGCCCCCCCACGGCGUGGCCAGGCCGGAGGCGAUUUACUACCAGGGACCUUUGAUGCCCAUUUACCCUACCCCGACGGUGGGACCCCCCUUUCCGCUGCUGAACCUGCCUACACACCUCUACUCCAGGAUGUACCCCAUGGAACACCCCCUUUCAGCUGACAUUGCCCUGGCCACCCACGCAGAUGAGGAUGGAGACACGCCUCUCCACAUUGCUGUGGUCCAGAACAACAAGGCAGUUGCCCUCCGGUUAAUCAUCCUCUUCCAGCAGGGAGGCCGGGAAUUAGAUGUCCACAACAACCUGCGGCAGACUCCACUCCACCUGGCUGUGAUCACCGCAUUACCGGAUAUGGUCCGGCUCCUGGUGACCGCUGGUGCCAGCCCCAUGGCCCUGGACCGCCAUGGCCAGACCGCAGCCCACCUGGCGUGUGAGCACCGCAGCCCUAGCUGCCUGCAGGCCCUGCUGGACAAUGCAGCCCCGGGCUCCGUGGACCUGGAGGCUCGCAAUUACGAAGGGCUCACGGCCCUGCACGUGGCCGUGAACACCGGGUGCCAGGAGGCCGUUCUGCUGCUCCUGGAGCGAGGCGCUGACAUCGAUGCAGUGGACAUCAAGAGCGGCCGCUCCCCACUCAUCCACGCGGUAGAGAACAACAGUCUGAGCAUGGUGCAGCUGUUGCUGUUGCGUGGCGCCAACGUGAACGCUCAGAUGUACUCGGGCAGCUCCGCUCUGCAUUCGGCCUCUGGCCGCGGGCUCUUGCCUCUGGUGCGCACGCUGGUGCGCAGCGGGGCUGACAGCGGCCUCAAGAACUGUCACAAUGACACGCCCCUCAUGGUGGCGCGCAGCCGCAGGGUCAUUGAUAUCCUAAGGGGAAAGGCCUCUCGGACCUCUUCAGGGUCACAGCCCGACCCAUCCCCAGACCAAAGUGCCACCACUUCUCCUGAGAGCAGCAGCCGUGUGAGCUCCAAUGGUUUGCAGUCCUCACCAAGCUCCUCACCCUCAGUGUCUCCCCCGAAGGAUCCUCCUGGCUUCCCAGUGACCCCCCAAAACUUCUUCCUCCCGACUGCAUCUCCACCUGCCUUCCUGCCCUUUCCAGGGGUCCUCCGGAGCCCUGGCCAGCCGGUACCCCCUUCCCCAGCUCCAGGAGGCAGCUGAGACGGAUGGGGGGGCAGACCCGGACUCGUGAGGAGGGGCGUCCCUGCCCUGUGGGGGCCUCUCUUCUGGAACCUGUGAGGACUUGUUCUGCUUCCCCCCAAUCUCCAGAACCAGGUUUUGCACCAGGCACACGCACCUACUACUGAGCACAGAUGGCCCUGAUCUCACCCCUUGCCCAGGACUAGUAGCUCCCCAUUCAAUUCUCAGGCACCAAGUACCCUGUCUGGAAUCCACUAGCUGAUUGAUUCUUUGUUCCAUCCCAGAAGUGGAGGAACUGAAAGACAACCCCUCCCCUGCCAUCCUCCACCCCGAGGAACCAGGAGGAGCAGAGGGGUCUGGCAGCACUGAUCACGAUGUAAAUUAUUAGGUUUGGGUCAGAUUUCUUUUGUAAUAAACUAUUUUUGUACCAUA
Molecule: messenger RNA, 1930 nt
Organism: Phodopus roborovskii (desert hamster)
Lineage: Eukaryota; Metazoa; Chordata; Mammalia; Rodentia; Cricetidae
Gene: Bcl3
Product: BCL3 transcription coactivator
Exons: 9
Coding region: 173-1519 (448 amino acids)
Molecular function (GO): protein binding
Source: RefSeq, a predicted model, not a curated record